Molecule: messenger RNA, 357 nt
Organism: Cinara cedri
Lineage: Eukaryota; Metazoa; Arthropoda; Insecta; Hemiptera; Aphididae
Source: the annotation of a GenBank genome assembly
AUGAAACAUAUGAAAACAUUAGACAAAAAAUAUCCGAAUGCGUUUUUUUGGAAAACCAGUAUUAGCAACCAUUUAUGGUGGUCUGCGCAAACAUGCCAUGGUGACGGAAAUUUGUUAAUGAAAAAAUUGACAUCUAUUUUGAAGCAUAUUAGUAAUAUACACGAAUGGGAUAAAGAUGAUGAAUUAGUAAAAUGUGAACAUGCACCACUAUCAAACGAUGAACAACUUUGGAUAAAUCAAAAUAGUGAUCCUUACGUUGCUUUAAAAAAAGUAAUCACAGCUAAAGAUUUUAUAAAAGACUUAGCACAUGCUAAACAUUUUAUUCAUACAAGGAGACAUACCAGCGGUAUAUUGUAA